Chara braunii is the source of this 2165-nucleotide messenger RNA. Lineage: Eukaryota; Viridiplantae; Streptophyta; Charophyceae; Charales; Characeae. The record is from the annotation of a GenBank genome assembly.
GGCCCACCCUAUUCCCUGACCACCGUUGAAAAAGGCGGGGGCCAACAUGUAUCCCCUUAAUUGUGAGAGGGCAGCUAUGCCGGCAGGGGUCCCCUGUAUAGGAGUAGUAGUAGUGGUUGAAAUGAACAAGCAUGACUUGGAGGCUGUGCCGAUGACUGCAACUCCAGACAGGCGGCAUUUAGCCUUGGCUGUGCCUGACCUGAUGGAAAGACGACCAUCUGUUCGCGUUGCCGAUGUAGUGGAAGUCACCUACAGUAGCAGUGCGCAAUCGGAAUCGGGCAUGCCGGUCCCUAAUGGGGUCAAGUAUCGAGGUUACGUGGCAGUGGUCAGAAAGGACGAUAUCCUCGUUCACGUCCCCCAAGAGCUGCAGUCGAAUCAUAGAGACAAUGAGAGUCUGUAUGACGUCCGAUUUUUUCUGGGAAGAGUUAUGGAAAAGCGGAAGCAUCAUGCUCUUCAUCUCCUCGAAUCUCAAGUGGAGUGGCUGUUCCCAUCGCCUCUGGGGAUGGGAGAGGUCUCUAGGAUCCUCCUGUCUGUGAGUCCGAAAGUGCUCAAGAGUGCUGUGGAAGAUUCGUCGAAUGUGGGCCCUUUACUGAACGAGGAGCAGGGGAAGGCGUUCCAGGACAUCAUCCGAUUGACGGAGUUGUCGAUCGGAGGAGGAGGAAAAGCGAAGUCCAAAGGAAGAGCAGUACCGCCUCCUUACAUACUCCAUGGUCCGCCUGGGACGGGGAAGACGACGACCAUCGUGAAGGCUAUCUGUUACAUUUACAAGCGGUAUCCGUCGUCUCGGAUCCUUGCUUGCGCUGCCACGAACAGCGCGGCGGACUCGUUGUUGCUCGGUCUGGUCGGGUGUGGCAUUACCAGCAUCUUGCGUCUGAACGCCCACACUCGUCCGCUCGACGGUUUGAACCCUGUGCCGGAGGAGGUGAUGAGGUACUCCAACCGACACUCGGGAGGCGGAUUCCAAACCCCGACUCGUGAGGAGUUCUUGGGGCACAGGGUGGUGGUGUCGACCAGUUGUUCCGCGAGUGGCGUUUGGCAAGCGGGCAUGGAGGCGGAGCUGUACAGCCACGUCUUUGUCGACGAGGCGAGCAGCAUGGUCGAGCCCGAGUGCUUGAUCCCCAUUGCCUGCUGUCUUCACCCACAGUCGGUUGUCGUGCUCGCGGGAGACCCGCAGCAGCUGGGGCCUGUCGUGCACUGUCUUCUGUGCAAAGGAAUGGAUGGAAGUGGUCGGGGGGGUGGACUGGAAAUGUCGCUGCUCGAACGGCUGAUGACGUCGGAGCCGUCGAAAUCUAUCUACAUGAAUGGGCUUGCACAAGACGGUGGUUGCGGUCCAGUUCCGCGGUUCUUUGCUACGAAGCUCGUCAGGAACUACAGGUCGCAUCGCGCGAUCCUCGAGCUCCCCUCCCGGUUGUUCUACAACAACGAGCUCGUGGCCGAGUCGAACGUGCAGCUGACCUCCUCGCUUUGUCGUUGGGCCGAGCUUCCCAACAAGAACGAGUUUCCAAUCCUCUUCCAUGCCGUGGACGGGACCGCCAUGCGAGACGAAGGCAGCCCUUCCUUCUUUAAUGCCGAGGAGUGCGCUCAAGUGGUCCGUUACGUGGAGAAGUUGCUCGCCGACCAGACGCUGGGGCUUCGGUCUGCCGAGAUUGGGGUUGUUGCUCCCUAUCGCAGGCAAGUGCAGAAGCUGCAGCAUCACCUCCACAACAAGUUGCAGUUUGACGAUAUCAAAGUUGGGUCGGUCGAAGAGUUUCAAGGCCAGGAACGGAGGGUGAUAAUCCUUACGACGGUCCGAUCCGACCCCGCAUUCGUCCAAGACGAGUACACGCAGAACAUCGGAUUUAUCAAGAACCCCAAGCGCCUCAAUGUGGCCAUUACGAGGGCGAUGCACCUUCUGAUAAUCGUGGGAAAUCCGAAAGCCCUGAAGCCGGAUGCGAAUUGGCGGAAGUUAUUGGAGUACUGUGUCGACAAUCAUGCCUAUGUUGGAUGCCCUCUGGCGGAGCAGCAGCUGUGAUGUACACAACUAUUUCGUGUGACCAAAGGCUUUUCCAUGCCUGCGGGCUGUAUACUUAACGAGUUCACUUAACGAGUUCUGUACACUAUGAGUAGUUGGUGCCUGUGUCGUUCGUCGGACGAGGGCCGGUGUGAAGUAAAUGUAGGUCACGUGU